Messenger RNA from Mollisia scopiformis, 1268 nucleotides. RefSeq lists its product as uncharacterized. The record is from RefSeq and is a predicted model, not a curated record. The transcript is spliced from 2 exons. NCBI's taxonomy places the organism in Eukaryota, Fungi, Ascomycota, Leotiomycetes, Helotiales, Mollisiaceae. Bases 116 to 1177 code for a protein of 353 amino acids.
CGUUCAGUUGGUAAACUUGCGCGACGCUCUUCGACAACUUUCCCAGCCUCAACGCAAUCCAAAAGACAGAAAGACAUCGAAAACACAACUGACACCUAGCACGCAUCGAUUUGAAAUGGGUCACUCGAGAUCUCUUCCGAAAUCGUCCAAUUCUGGCAACAAGAUACGCAGUUCCGGGAAGACAACACCAAUGGAGAAGUCCAGCGUAGGAUCCUCUGACUAUGAACCUCUUCAAACAUUUGAAUUGUUUCCCGACCUUGCGCCUGAAAUUCGAUGUCUCAUUUGGAAGCUUGCUGCAAAUCAUCCCCGGCUGAUUUCCUUUUCGGAAGUCAAGAAGAAUAAGGCAGGUCAUAACGAAGUCGGUGGAAAGAAGGUUCUGGGGAUCACUUUACAGCGCAGUGACUGCCCACAACCUGCCAUUCUUCAAGUCUGUCGCGAAAGCCAUAACGAGUGCCUCUCGCUAUUUGGCCUCGUUGGAGGGACGUAUCUGAAUAUCUACAGACCCCUGGAUACUCAACAGAGUCUGGCUGCUGUCAGGACAAUACUCCAUGAGCCGAAAAUCUACUUCAAUAAUGCCGUCGAUACGCUCUUCCUAUACAGAUGCAUGAUCCCUACCGACCGUGAGUUCUUUACACAAGAAAGCCCCACGACCCUCUUCGGGACGUCUCCAAAGUCGAUCGCUGUUCCUAUGGACCUCUUUGGGAACUCGUUCAAUCCAGACUUGCGUAAGUUCCUCGAUCUUCAAUUCCUCGAGCUCAUGUUGCGCACGCCGAGGAAUAUGGAGGAGAUCGUUUUGCUAUAUGUUAAGGAUCCAAAUUCUGCUGUAUCCAAAUCUGGAGUCAGACUGGACUUAGUCGAAUUGGACGACACUAUGGGUCCUCUCAACACUAUCGCUCUCUAUUGCAAGAUUACGAUAUCUUUCCUGAGUAAGAUGUGCCAGCUUUUGAAGCACUACUCCGUAUUCACCGUUCACGGAAAGGACUUUGGAGAAUCAUCGAUGCUUGCGGGUCCACAAGUCUGGCUGGGAAAUCGAAUGUUGAGCGAUGGCAAAGGAGAUGAGUUUGACCCGGUUGUUGAGGCACUUGUCGAUGCCGAUGCUGAGAAGGUCUUCAAGUGCCCCAGAAUUAAGAUCAUGGGAAUGAACAAGUAUGGUCCUGCCAACGACGUGCAAGCAUAGGUGGCCACGAGACGAAGGUCGAGAGAAUCUGCUUUUCUGGAUGCUUCUGUCACCAAUUCUGGCGACCAUGUAAAGUAGAUAGUACUCAUGU